CGAGGAGUCUCGAGCUUCAGCUGGCGAACCAUCAUGCCGCUCUCGGCACAGAAGCAGCGCGAGCGCCGCGCCGCGAGGCGCGCUGCCGAGGCUCAGGACGCGGCUCGCGGGCAGCGCAACCGCCCGGCGCCGAGCCAGUCUAGGCCGCCUCCGCUGCGCCUGCUUCCUUGCGCGCCGCUGGACGUCGGCCGAGAAGACCGCUUCCCUCUGGGGACCCGACUCCGCGAAGAUCGCGCGCGCGUCGUGAGUGGCGGCGCGCGCGCGAUCUCCGUUCCCGGGCACGCCGGUCGCAGUGGCAUGGGCUCCCAGGCUCAAAAGCGCUCCCGUCAACAGCGAGCGAGCGCCGCCGCUGCUCCUCCUCCCGCCGCCGCUCACCGAGACUCGGUGCCGCCGCCGCCGCCGCCGCCGCCGCCGCCGCCCCCGCCGCC
Emiliania huxleyi CCMP1516 is the source of this 428-nucleotide messenger RNA. RefSeq lists its product as hypothetical. The transcript has a single exon. The annotation marks the transcript as partial. The record is from RefSeq and is a predicted model, not a curated record. NCBI's taxonomy places the organism in Eukaryota, Haptophyta, Isochrysidales, Noelaerhabdaceae.